Molecule: messenger RNA, 7755 nt
Organism: Gopherus flavomarginatus (Mexican gopher tortoise)
Lineage: Eukaryota; Metazoa; Chordata; Testudines; Testudinidae
Gene: CCR7
Product: C-C motif chemokine receptor 7
Exons: 3
Coding region: 217-1344 (375 amino acids)
Biological process (GO): inflammatory response; G protein-coupled receptor signaling pathway; chemotaxis
Cellular component (GO): membrane
Molecular function (GO): chemokine (C-C motif) ligand 21 binding; chemokine (C-C motif) ligand 19 binding; C-C motif chemokine 19 receptor activity
Source: RefSeq, a predicted model, not a curated record
GUGAGGCAUAGUGUGGAUGCCUCACUGGGGAGGUAGGAGGAGCAUAAUAAAUCUCAGCAGCCUCCAAGCAUGUGAUGUGCUUCUUAGUGAUAAGGGUAUAAAAGCUAGAGUUCCCUAAAAGGGGCCCUUCACACGAAAUGCUGCACUCUGACACCACACUGGAGUAUAUGGUGCUUUCACCCACCCUGAGGUUGUAACGCCAGCAGGAGGCAGACCAUGGACAGUGGUAAACAGGUGAAGGUGAUGGUUGUUUUGAGUCUUCCCUUCAUUUUCCAGCUGUGCACAGGCAACAAUGUCACUGACUACUAUGACUCCAACGUCACUGUCGAUUACAACAUGUUCGAGACUCUCUGCGAGAAGGCCGAGGUCCGGAGCUUCCGUGCCGCAUUCCUCCCAGCUAUGUACUCACUCAUCUGCUUCGUUGGGCUGGUGGGGAACGGGCUGGUGAUGCUGACCUACAUCUACUUCAAGAGGCUUAAGACGAUGACCGAUGUCUACCUGCUGAACCUGGCCUUGGCGGACAUCCUCUUCCUGCUGACGCUCCCCUUCUGGGUCACGAGCGCAGCCAAGCACUGGCUCUUUGGGGAGUUUGCCUGCAAAGCCGUCUACUGCAUCUGCAAGAUGAGCUUCUUCAGUGGAAUGCUGCUGCUCCUGGCCAUCAGCAUUGACAGGUACUUCUCCAUCGUCCAGGCCGCCUCUGCCCACCGUCUCCGCUCCCGCAUGAUCUUCAUCAGCAAGGUCACAUGCUUCUCCAUCUGGAUCCUGGCCUUUGUCCUCUCCAUCCCAGAACUGGUCCACAGUGGAGUGAACUCAUCCGAGAGCCCCCGCUGCUCCAUCAUCACCACCACCGACUUGCACAAGUUCGACACUGGCAUCAAAGUGUCCCAGAUGGUCUUUGGCUUCCUAGUACCCCUGUUGGUCAUGUCCUUCUGCUACUUUGUCAUCAUCAAGACCUUGCUCCAGGCCCGUAACUUUGAGAAGAACAAGGCCAUCAAGGUCAUCAUCGUUGUGGUGAUAGUCUUCAUCGUCUUCCAGCUGCCUUACAAUGGCGUCAUGUUAGCCAAGACAAUCUCAGCUUUCAACAAUACUGACAGCCUGUGCGAGAAGAGUAAGCAGCUUGACGUGGCAGACGAUGUGACCUACACUCUGGCCUGCUUCCGCUGCUGUCUCAACCCCUUCCUCUAUGCCUUCAUUGGCGUCAAGUUCCGCAACGACCUCUUCAAGCUUCUCAAGGAGCUGGGUUGCCUGAGCCAGGAGCGGCUCUGGCAUCUGUCAACUUGCAGGGAGAACAGGCGGUUCUCCUUUGCUAUGGAGACCGAGACAACCACCACUUUCUCACCGUGAAGAGUGUUCUGUGUCUGCUUUGACUGGGCCACGGCUGGGGUAUUCCUGCAUCUUGCAGCCCUCUUGAAUUACUCAUUUGCGCAGGGCCAGCCUCACCUUGGCCAGAGAGCUGUAUCAGUGCAGAACAAAACCUAUUAACUUCCCCACAUUUCAGGAAAUCCAGGUAGGUGGGAGAGACUCGGCUAAGGCUACAACAAAGUACUAAGCUGGGGAGCAAUUAGACCUUGUGUUAAUUGUUCCAUUUCUCCUCAGUUCCAUUUGGGCAUCAUUCCUCAUUGUUCCAAUGUAAAAACUUUGUGUUACAGCUGAGCUCUGCGGAGCACCUCCUUGCUUUAAUGCCGCGUUUAACAAGACUGCAUUUUGCUCUUUCUUACACAAACAAACUUUGUAGCACUGAUCCAGCUAGUAAGACAGAACGGGACUAAGUGUGCCUCAAACUCCAAGUGCAGCACAAUACAUGGUAUAAGCUAGCAUUCACUUCUGAUUCUUGAUUAGGCUUCAGUUGCUUGAAUGCUGGAAUGAAUCAGUAUCCCUAGCAUGCCACUCCCAGUUCCCUCCUCCCCACUCCAAAAGUCACAUUUGCAUAAUUAACCCUAAAACUACAGAUUUUUUAAAUGAGUAAGUUUGGUAACAGUCCCUGUUAAUGCAAAAUCUCGAAAGUUUGUUGGGGGAAACAAUGGCUUUCAAUUCACGUUGCUUGCGCUGGGAUUUUGGCUUUCACCUAUAAAGUUCCAUCUGGUUUAGGGCAGGGGUUCUCAAACUGGGGGCAGGCCCCCUUGGGGUCACGAGGUUAUUACAUGGGGGGUUGCGAGCUGUCAGCCUCCACCCCAAAUCCCGCUUUGCCUCCAGCACUUAUAAUGGUGUUAAAUAUAUUUAAAAGUGUUUCUAAUGUAUAAGGGGGGGUCGCACUCAGAGGUUCGCUGUGUGAAAAGGGGUCACCAGUACAAAAGUCUGAGAACCCCUGAUUUAGGGCUUGUGCGUUAUGGGAGGCAGCCUCUUCAUUAUGGCAGUGGAUUAAGCUAAACUGCACCAAGGCCACUUCAGUACUGAAUGGGAGGGUUUGUUUACAAGGGGACACUCCAGAUAAAUAAUCCAAAUUAACUAAGGGUGUGAAUUUAAAGUGGAUUAGUUAAACCACAUUAAAUCCCUGUGUGGACACUUCAAAUUAAGGCCACUUUAAUUCUGAUUUAAUUAAUUAAUGAAGUAGGACUAAUGUGCUUUAAAUUCACACCUUUAGUUAAUUUGGAUUUACUUUCCUGAGUGUCCCUGUGUAGACAUGCCCUCGAUGCUUGUAAACUGCCAGUUGAGAAUAUCUGGGGCAUUACUGCAUGAUCCUGAAAAUGGCAGAGUACUCUGGCCCCAAUCUAGCAUAAUACUUGAGCAUAUACUUAAUUUUAAGCACUUGGAUAGUCCCCAGCCCCUGCCGCCCCAGUGAAGUCAAACAGGAUUACUCACAUGCUUGACUUUACCACACGUGGAAUAGGCAUUUUGCUGGACUGGGCCAAAGUUCUGAGCAGGAACGAGUCUAGGGCCCUGUAGCUCUAUAAUAUAUUUCUCAGUGGAAGGCUCUCAUCUGCCCUUGGUUUGACAGCUCACAUAUGCCAAUCUUUGGUGCCUGUCAGAAAGGCUGCUCAGGCUUUUCAUGAGCUGGGAGGCAGGUUUUCCUCAAGGAGGCGCGUUCUUUAUUCUCACUUGCUGACCUCAGUUUAAUAGAGGACCAUGUGGAUAUGAGUUCCCCACCCAACCUCACUUUUCCCUCGGAGAAGCUGUAACGGGUGCCUUUUGAUAAAGCAAGGGAAAAUUUAAAAAAUAAACCUCCAUAAACUCCUGAAAGCACAUCCUACAUUCAUACAGUCGGGCGUAUUAAUGGUGCUCUUUGUUACAGUUUGAUUUGAGAGUGACAGCCAGCCAUGUGGCUGUGGCAGCUGAGCAACAGAUUACUGUCAUGUAAACUAAGGCAUGGAAAAGAAGCCCAGAGUGUAAUGCCAGUUGGUGCAUUUAGUGGAAACCUGAAGGACUCUUGUGGAGGAACAUCCUGGGAAUUGCUGUCAUAGGAUGGCUGAAUAUCAAUUGAGUAGGAGUCUCCGUAAUUCAAUCUGCCAUUGCAGCUGUUCUGACUACAGAGCUGUAAUCACUAAAGCACACAGACACAGGUCUCCCUUGAACCAGAUACCAAGGGCAAAAGGUCCUGGCAUUAUCCCAGUGUCUGUGGCAGGGGCCAUCCAAGUGACACCGAAGGAAGCUCUUAACUCCCAUCCUCUUGCCACACUAAACACAAAUUCUGUCCUCCCUGGCAAGAUGCCACACAGCCUCUAGCGGAUCCUUCUUCACCUGCUACACAAUAGUCCACUAUAAAAAUAACCCUUUUGAAAGCUUUUGGUCGGGAGCAAGAGAUUCCAGUAAAUGAUACACGGCACUAAAGGAGAAAACAAAUUCUCCUAUCUGAUCGUUGAUAGUGUUCUGUGGUGCCCAUAUCUCUUGCCUAAUGAGCGCUGCUUUCUUAGUAGCCGUAAGUAAUGGGGGCUGUGAAUUGACACACUGGAUAUUUAGUAUUUUUUGGUUUGAUCCGGCACUCCUUAUUCAGGAAAGCUACCAAUCAUGUCUCAAUGUGUUUGUCAGCACAAGGAAUCAUCUAAUACAGGGUCUUAUUGUGGCGCAUCAAUAUGAUAGACUUGUACUGUAUACUCAGACGUAUAAAGUUGCUAUAUGUAGAACAAGAAAGGUGAAUUUGUACAUGAAUAUAUUCUGUAAGGCUGUACUGCCUAGAAACAAGGUUUGUCUGUACCAGGGGUCGGCAACCUUUCAGAAGUGCUGUACCAGGACUUCAUUUAUUCACUCUGAUUUAAGGUUUCUCAUGCCAGUAAUACAUUUAACGUUUUUAGAAGGUCUCUUUCUAUAAGUUUGUAAUAUAGAACUAAACUAAACUAUUGUUGUAUGUAAAGUAAAUAAGGUUUUUAAAAUGUUUAAGAAGCUUUUUUAAAAAUUAAAUUAAAAUGCAGAGCCCCCUGGACCGGUGGCCAGGACCCAGGCAGUGUGAGUACCACUGAAAACAGCUCGCAUGCCGCUUUCGGCACCCGUGCCAUAGGUUGCCUACCCUUGUUCUAUACAAACAGUUCACUUAUGGGAUCCUGGGGUGUGAAUCUUCCCUGCACUAAUCUGUUGGGGACUAAUUUGUUCAAGUACACUCUGCUGAUUUGCAUUAACAGUUUGUUAAUAGGCUUUGAUCUAAUCCUCUUUGAAAUGGGACUAGAUCAAAGCACAUUAACAAAUGGUUAACAGGCACUAGCAAGGCACACGCCAACAGUCAGUCUGUGGCAGACAAGUUCUGGGUAGAGUCAGGCUGCAGCUUGCGGCGAACCGUGUGUGGAGACAAACUUUAAGCUUUAAGCUUUUUCUGGCCUAAACAUGUUCAAGUGAAUUAAUUUUUCAUUUAAAAAAAAAACACCUAUUUCACCAAGAAAAUGCAAUUGUAAUUUUAUCAAGUCUUAGAAGAACAACCUAUGAAUGACCAUAUGGGGUCAAACCAAUGGUCCAUCUAGCCCAGUGGCCAGUGCCAGAGGGAGUGACCAGAACAGCAAUUGAGCGAGCCAUCCUCUGUCAUCCAGUCCCAGCUUCUUGCAGUUGGAGGUCUAUGGAAACCCAGGGCAUGGGGUUGCGUCCCUGACCAUCUUGGCUAAUAGCCACUGAUGGACCUAGCCUCCAUGAACUUGUCUAAUUCUUUUUUGAGCCCAGUUAUAUUUUGGCUGUCACAACAGUCCCUGAUAUGAGUGCCACAGGUUGACUGCAUUGUGUGAAGAAAUACUACUACUUAUUUGUUUGAAACCUACAUCCUAUUUAUUAAUUAAUUUGUGUUAAGUGAAGGGGUAAAUAACACUUCCCUAUUCACUUUCUCCACACCAGUCAUGAUUUUAUAGACCUCUAUCAUAUCCCCUCUUAGUCAUCUCUUUUCCAUGCUGACUGGGCCCAGUCUUUUUCAUCUCCCCUCCUAUGAAAGCCAUUCCAUACCCAUUCUCAUCUUAUUGCCCUUCUUUGUACUUUUUCCAGUUCUAAUAUAUGUUUUUUGAGACGUGGCAAUCAGAACGGCACAUAGUAUUCAAGUUGUGCGCAUACCAGGGUUUAUAGAGUGGCAAUAUGGUAUUUUCUGACUUAUCUAUCCUUUUCCUAAUGGCUCCAGACAUUGUUCGCUUUUUUGACUGCCACUGCAUGUUGAGUAGAUGUUUUCAGAGAACUAUUCAUAAUGCCAAGAUCUCGCUCUUGAGUGGUAACGGCCAAUUUAGACCCCACUUAUUUUGUAUCUAUGGUUGGGAUUAUGUUUUCCAGUGUGCAUUACCUUGUAUUUAUCAACUCGGAAUUUCCAUCUGCUAGUUUCCUGAUCAGUUUUGUGAAAUCCCUUUGUAGCUCUUCACAUCAGCUUUAGACUUAACUCUGAGUAAUUUUGUAUCACCUGCAGACUUUGCCAUCUCAUUGUUUACUCGUUGAAUGUAUGUUGAACAGCACUGGUCCCAGUACAGACCCUUAUGGGGCCCCACUAUCUACCUCUUUCCAUUGUGAAAACUGACCAGGUAUUCCUACUGUUUGCUUCCUAUCUUUUAUCCAGUUAUCCCAUGACUCUGUACUUUGCUUAAGACCCUUUAUUGAGGGACCUUGUCAAAAGGCUUUCUGAAAGGUCAACUACCCUGUAUCCACUCGAUUGCCCUCGUCCGCAUGUUUGUGAACACCCUCAAAGAAUUCUAGUAGAUUUGUAGAGGAAAAUCCUGCCUCAAAGCCAUGUUGAUUCUCAAUCCUCAUUCCAGCCUCUCAAAUAAGGAGACACUUCCAGCCUUUAUGGCAUCAGUGCCUACAUUACAGACUGUUAAAGGAAUACUAACAGAAUGCUGGGUAAAGUUACACAUAAAUUAUGUAGAUACAGAAGAGCCAGAUACUUCAACAUUUGGCCCAAGAUUUUUUGAAAGUUUGAGGCCUUAAGUUAGGCUCUAAGUCCACAUUAGGCAUUUGAUAAGUCAGGCCAUGUGUCUAGCCCUCAUAACGCUGAGUAAUACAGGGCUCUUCAGUCUACCAGACAAAGGUCUAACAAGAUUCAAGGGCUGGAUGUUGAAGCUAGACAAAUUUAGACUGGAACUAAGCUGUACAUUUUUGAGAGAGAGAGAAAUUAACCACUGGAUCAACUCAUCAAGGACUAUGGUGGAUUCUCCAUCAUUGGACAUUUUUACAUCAAGACUGGAUUUUGCUUCUAAAAGAUCUGCUCUGUUUCAAAGAGGAAUUACGCAGGUGAGUCCUGUGGCCUCUGUCACACUAGGUCAGGGGUUCUCAAGCUUCACUGUGCUGCAAACCCCUUCUGACAACAAAUCACUCCAUGACCCCAGAAGGGGGGAUCAAAGCCAAGAUCACCUAAGCCCUGUCACCCCAGGUGGCGGGGCCAAAGGCCAAGGGUUUCAGCCUAGGCAGGGAGCCUGUAACCUGAGCCCCAAUGCCCAGGACUUCAGCUUUGGCCCCGGGUGGGGGGCUUGGGCUUUGGCCCCAAGCCCCAUCAAGUCUAAGACAGCCAUGGCGACCACAUUAAAACAGGGUUGUGACUCACUUUGGGAUCCUGACCCAUAGUUUGAGAGCCGCUGCACUAGGUGAUCAAAGUGGCGCUUUCUGACUCGAGAUUCUUAAGAAUCAAAUGCACCUUCCAUAGAAGAUACUGUUGAUGUCAGUGUACCUAGUCCCACAAAAACAAGCCACUUACUUAGGUGUCUAAUAUUGACUCAGAAGCCUAACUUUAGGGCCCCGAUAGAAUCACAGCAAUGUCAGGCUGAAAAGGACCUCAGGAGAUUCUCUAGUCCAUUCCCCACACUGGGGCAGGCUUAAAUCUACCUGUCCUGCCCUGCCCAGCCCAGCCCUAACAGAUGUUUUUACUAACCUGUUCUUAACCAUGUUUUAAACUGAAAACUGAGACUGUCAAGAUGAGUUUUUGCUGGUGGUGCAAAAAGUAACAUUUACCGUUAACUGAAAAAAGACACCUUUUUUCCCACCACUAGUAUAUUUUCCAUUACGUGAAGCUUGUACGGAUCAUAAAGGUUAAUGUUUGAUCCAUCUAGUCCUCUAGAGGGAUGGUUGUUGGUUCAUUUCCUUUGCCCAGCAUAGCUUCACAUCAAUAUUACCCUAUAGAAAAGGGUGUGUAAAAUAUCCUUAAUUGGGAAUUGAUCUGGAGAUCUCAUUUUCCUUCACCUAUAGGUGAUAAAUACAGUAAAACAAAUUACCAGUGUAUUUUAAAUAGUGGUGUUUAUCCUUAUUCUAAUGCAUAACCCAUUUGCCUCAAUGCUGCUCAGUUACUGUGUAAAUCUGAUGUCUUUAUUACUGCUUACGUAAGAAGGUAUUUUGUACUGUUACUGAAUUUUUUUAUUAAAAAAACAGAUUUUUUAAUGAGAA